Aspergillus wentii DTO 134E9 is the source of this 1790-nucleotide messenger RNA. Its product is annotated as putative peroxisomal 3-ketoacyl-coA thiolase (Kat1). Gene Ontology annotation, cellular component: peroxisome. The record is from RefSeq and is a predicted model, not a curated record. Gene Ontology annotation, biological process: fatty acid beta-oxidation; phenylacetate catabolic process. Gene Ontology annotation, molecular function: acetyl-CoA C-acyltransferase activity. The transcript is spliced from 6 exons. Lineage: Eukaryota; Fungi; Ascomycota; Eurotiomycetes; Eurotiales; Aspergillaceae. The coding region runs from base 306 to 1571 and encodes 421 amino acids.
CGGCAGCGCAUCUCGGCUCUCUUUUCCCGGUCUCGCAGCCCACUUUCUUUUGCUCCGAGAACCUCAAUAUUACGGUAUCUUUGGUUUCUUCGGUUCGGCCUUACCAGCUGUUCCAUGCGUCGGUCAAUUUCGCUGCGUCGCAGAUGAGCCGCGGUAUCUCUGCAGCGCCGUUUUUUGGCUUGGACUAUAAUAUACUGGUGUCUGGAGUCGUGGAGAAGCUGGUCUUCUCUCCAGAUUCUUCUUCUUUCUUUCCCUCCUUCAACUACCCCCAGGUUUUAACUUUGGCAAAAGAAUAAACCUACAUCAUGUCCACACCACAGCAACGACUAUCCUCCAUCGCAAACCAGUUCUCUGGCCCUGGUGCAGCAUCGGCUAGGGACAGACUUCUGUCUAAGAACCCUGAUGAUGUCGUAAUCACACUCGCCGUGCGAACGCCUCUCACAAAAGCUAGAAAGGGUGGAUUGAAGGAUACCACGAUCGACAAUCUUCUGGUUUCGCUAUUGACUACCGUGCGGGAAAAGUCUAACCUCGACCCCAACCUUGUUGAGGAUGUCUGCGUCGGCAACGUUCUUGCCCCCGGCUCCGCCUAUGUCGCCCGCUCUGCAGUCCUGGCUGCAGGAUUCCCGGCCACAGCCGCCGCAUCAGUCGCUAACCGGUUCUGCUCCUCUGGCUUGCUGGCUGUCCAAAACAUUGCAAACCAGAUCAUCGCUGGCUCGAUCGAUGUCGGUAUUGCGGUGGGAGCGGAGAGCAUGAGCACCAACCCCGACGGUGGUGCCCCAGAAAUGUCGGACAAAAUCAUGUCACACCCCCUUGCCUCGCAGAACAAGCAGCCUAUGGGCCAGACCUCAGAGAACGUUGCGGGUCAAUUCAGCAUUUCCCGCGAAAGACACGACCAGUUCGCCGCAAAGAGUUUCCAGAAAGCAGAGCACGCCCAGAAGGCUGGCUGGCUUAACGAUGAGAUCGUUCCUGUUCAGACCAUUAUCAAGGAUCCCAAGACUGGUGAAGUAAAGGAAGUUGUGGUUGACCGUGACGAUGGUAUCCGCUACGGUACUACACCCGAGUCGCUCGGCAAAGUCCGCGCUGCGUUCCCCCAGUGGAAGCCUAGUGCUACAACCGGUGGAAACGCCAGUCAAAUCACCGAUGGUGCUGCUGGUAUCGUCCUUAUGAAGCGAUCGCGCGCGCAGGAGCUCGGACAGCCCAUUGUCGCCAAGUUCUGUGGUGCUACUGUCGCAGGCCUUGAGCCCAGAAUCAUGGGCAUUGGUCCUUCGAUCGCCAUCCCCAAGAUUUUGUCAAAGGUUGGCUUGACCAAGGAUGAAAUUGACAUCUUUGAGAUCAACGAAGCCUUUGCAUCCAUGGGUGUUUACUGUGUCAGUAAGCUGGGUCUCGAUGAAAAAAAAGUGAACCCUCGUGGUGGUGCAAUUGCCAUUGGUCACCCAUUGGGAUGUACAGGAGCACGCCAGGUUGUCACUGCUCUCUCUGAGCUGCGUCGUCAAAAUAAGAGAAUUGCUGUUACUUCGAUGUGUGUUGGAACAGGAAUGGGUAUGGCGGGUGUCUUCGUCUCUGAGCACUAAAAUUGACAGCUAGUAAUUUAUUUGAUGGAAUUAUAAACAUGUAUAUAUAUUUGCGAUGAAAUGGACAGCUAUGAUUCCCCUCCCCUUAAAUCUGAGUACUAUUAUCCGUGAGACAGCGGAGCGAAGAGAGUGGGUCAUCUCCACAUGCCGUGCAGAUACUAAAUCGCAGAUACUGUAGAUAGAGUGGCUAGUAGAUAGACAAAGACAACAAAGGGAAUU